Messenger RNA from Menidia menidia (Atlantic silverside), 1287 nucleotides. NCBI's taxonomy places the organism in Eukaryota, Metazoa, Chordata, Actinopteri, Atheriniformes, Atherinopsidae. The record is from the annotation of a GenBank genome assembly.
AUGAUGCUCCGGGAUGGCUCAACUCAGCUUCUCUGCCUCACGGCCAGCAGCGGGGUUCCUCUUUUCACAAGAGGGGCCUCCAAACAGCUGCCCUUCUCUAUCAUUGGGUCCUUGAAUGGUGUCCACAUGUUCGGAGGAGGGCAGGGAGUCCUUUUGUCCUGCUGUGAGACAGAAGGUGGAGGGAAAGUGGUGUGGAGAGUUUUCCAAGAAAGUGUGAUGCUCAUUGCUGUGAGUUGUGGAUCCAUCUACAAAGAAGAUAAGGUCAUUUUACACCGUCUCCUGGAAAACGUAUGGAACUGCAUGGUGCUCGUUUUGGGCCAGGAUGAGCUGAUGAACAUCAGAAAUGUAGAAAGACUGAAGAGGGACUUGAGGUCCUGCUUCAGGCUCAUUGAUCUGCUGCUGGAGGAGAGGCACCAGGGCUUCCUCGGAGAUCUAACACACUGUGCUGAUUCACUUCUGCCUCCGAACCCGGCUCUUCUUCAAGAGGCUCUGGACGGAUUUACCAAGGCCGCCGACAGCGAAUUUGGAUGCCUCAUUGUCCACGGGCGCAUAGCCACAGCAACAGAGAAGUGGUGGCGCCUGGCACCGCAGGAAGUCGUCCUCCUCUCCGCUUUGAUGCGUUCCCUCUCCGCAUCUGGAUCAGCGUCUUGUGAUUACCCAGUAUUCCUUCCUCAGGGCAGCCCUACCGUGGCCCACCGCCUGCUUCGCUUCCAGCUCCUACCCGGAGCAGAUGUGUGCGUGCUGUGUGGUCCCACCCCCUCUUUGCACAAAGCCCAGGCCGAGCUCGUGGGUUGCUUCUGGUCACCUCUGGUGGAGACCCUGAGAGACUGCCUGGCUGUCGGAGAGCGUUGCUUGCCGAGCUCUGUGUCCCUGCGGCCUGAUGUGCUGGCGCUUCUUCUUAUUAACCGUGAAACCCGCCGCUCAGUGGCCUGUGUGCACGCUUCCACCCAUCACCCGCUCAGUGACGCUGUACCCUCCAAAGCCCGAUGCUGGGAGCUCCUGAAACUCUUCUUCAUCUUCACCAUAUCACGCUACUUCUCCAAAGAGGAAGCGCUAUCUGUCCCGCCAGAGGAGAGCGCUCAGAGAGAAAACACCGAAGACUUCAUCAGUGGAUUCUCCCACCAGCCCCAGCAGUGCUAUUUAGUCACAGAAGAAUGCAAAAGUUAUGGACUUCAGACACCGCAGCAUCAGCUCUUUCUGCUCGUAUUACCAUCUGUGCCCACCUUUGCCCUCCGUACAGCUGCCACACAGACUCUGUCUGAUAUAGUUGCUGCCACAGGGUUUUAA